This is a messenger RNA of Amphibalanus amphitrite, 1439 nucleotides long. RefSeq lists its product as uncharacterized. NCBI's taxonomy places the organism in Eukaryota, Metazoa, Arthropoda, Thecostraca, Balanomorpha, Balanidae. Bases 600 to 1019 code for a protein of 139 amino acids. The transcript has 4 exons. The record is from RefSeq and is a predicted model, not a curated record.
UUCACUUUAUAAAUCACAUCAAUAUCACUUGUCCGCUGCAAGGUCCGCUGGUCUUCUGAAUUGGAAUCCAGGCUAAAUUUUCCUUUUGCUCCUCGCAUCACAAAUAGCUCAGGCUCUUGUUCGUACUUAUCGAUCAUUGAAGUACUUUAUAGCAGAAAUAGGGUCAUAUAUAGGUUUCUACUGUGCGCGUGCUAAAUUAAAAAAUAAAAUAAUACCCUGAUAGCUUGCCGGUUGCCGACACCACACUCGUCUUUUUGAUAUGUCAAACGAUCAAAAAGCGCUAAAAAAUGGACCAAGGGGAAAGAUAUUCCUCCAUAGUGGAACAUACAAAGGGGACUGGCUCAAUGAUCUAAAACAUGGGACAUGGCGUGCAAUUCUACGCAGACGGCGAGAGCUACGAGGGUGACUGGCACAACAACAAGCGGCGCGGCUGGGGCAGGAUGUUCUACAAGGACGCAGUCUCUACGAGGGAGAGUGGCACGACGACAUUCGGGAGGGCAGAGGACUCCUGAGAAAGGCUGACGGUAACUGUACGAGGGCACGUGGCACCGGGACACCAAGCACGGCCCCGGCCUCUACCAGCACAAACGGACGGGCAGAUGCAGGAGGGCAUCUGGGUGGACGGCAUGGUCAAGUGCAGCGCAGUGGAGGACAAGAACCGGCUGUUUGCCUCCGAGCCCACGCCGUACCCCAUACCGCUGCUGGAGCUGCUGCAGCCGGUGGCCGUGCUGCGCGAGGCGGCCGCCGAGUUCGUGACGCUCAUCCCCGAGCAGUACCGCCAGGCCGGCCGAGACGGCCUCCUCCGCCUCCUCCACGUACUCGUCACCUCCAGCGUGGCCUCCGAGCCCGGCACGGAGCCUCCUCCAGUGACGCGGCCUCCUCCGACACAUCGCCUCCAGCGCUGCCAGCACAGACACUCGUUAGAACGCUGCGCCCGCGAUCUCCGAGCAAUAGCGAAUAGCUGGGCCUGGAUCAUCAUGAAAUUCAUUGUUAACAUAAUAAACAUAAUCAUGCGAUAAAUCUGAUGUAGCAACUCACCAAGUGUUCAAAUCGUCAUCUUGUAGCAACUGAUGAAAUGAUUCUGAGUUGAAUGAUACAUAUUUCGUUGACAACAUAGACGAUAUAUUGCCGAAUAAAGGAGCAGUGGACACAGCUUGUAAUUGCAGAGGCCAAGCAUGAACACCACAAAGGUCUAACAGGCUUGAACACAGUCGCAUUGGCAAAAUAGGUACCUCGUAAAGCUUUCGUUCAAAGAAAAAAAAAUGGUACGAUGUAACACAAUGUGAUACAUUGUGACUAUUUUGAUAAAUACCUUAGUGUAUAUGGAAGACACGCAUACAAACAAAAACGGGUGCUACACGAAAUAGCAUCAGAUCCCCAUCAGUCCUUUUGUAACACUCCAUGAUUUGCCUCGAGCACGGCACUAGGCCUAUCACAAA